This is a messenger RNA of Mercenaria mercenaria, 1924 nucleotides long. Its product is annotated as thiosulfate sulfurtransferase-like. Gene Ontology annotation, cellular component: mitochondrion. NCBI's taxonomy places the organism in Eukaryota, Metazoa, Mollusca, Bivalvia, Venerida, Veneridae. The record is from RefSeq and is a predicted model, not a curated record. Gene Ontology annotation, biological process: transsulfuration. The coding region runs from base 205 to 1119 and encodes 304 amino acids. Gene Ontology annotation, molecular function: thiosulfate-cyanide sulfurtransferase activity. The transcript is spliced from 8 exons.
AAAACGAACAGUAUAAUCAUCAAAACGUGACUGACUUUCAACUUUAUGUAUAAAAUGAACAAUAAAUUCACAACGAGGAGAUUCAUCAUUUUAAACAAAGUGCACAUUCAUUUUUAUUAAACGUGCGCAGUUAAUAUAUUGGCAUUCAUUGCCUCAAGACUAUUGGAUAUCAUUGUGUGUGUAGUGUAAUCUCUUUCUGAAAUCAUGAAAACGGGUUGUUUCCUUUUGUUGGUGGUGUAUCUAUUAAAUAUAUUUACAACGACAAACAGCAAAAGAAUACCCACACUAGUUUCCACACAAAGGCUACAGCGUUACAUACAAAAGAACCCAAAUCCUACAAGAAAAGUGAGAAUCAUAGAAACUUCCUUUAACCCUAAUGCAACUAACAACUACACUACGGAGUAUGCGCAAGGACAUAUUCCACAAGCUGUAUAUUAUGACCUAAAUAAAUGUGUCACCAGUACACCAGAAAUACCAAGGAAUCUGCCCGAGUUGAAAUGUAUUACAGACUACAUGCAGAGCCUAGGGGUGUGGCCUGACACGUAUGUGGUAGUUUAUGCACGCUUUAGCGUUGUUCAAGCAUUUCGAACUUGGUGGAUAUUUCGGCUUUUCGGGCACAAGCUUGUAUCUGUUCUCGACGGUGGUUUACAGAAGUGGAUAGCUGAUGGAUAUAAAACCAGCACAAGUAUUCCGCUCGUAGACCGCUCAGCCUUUGAGGGAAAGCUAGACAGGUCUUUGUUCCGAAGCUUUGAAGAUAUGGUGGCAAAUGCUGUAACAAACAAGGAACAAGUUAUUGACGCACGACCACCUAACUCACCAUGGGUAUCGGGAAAAACAAGUGAGAGCGGUGUGAUCCCAGGUGCUAAGAUGGUAACCUUUACUACGCUGCUAAAUGCAGACGAAACCAUGAAAAAUAAGCCAAAAAUCAAAACAAUAUUUGAGGAUAACGGUGUAAAUCUGACAUUGCCAAUGGUAACCUACUGUAACUCGGGGAUGACGGCUACCGUUAUUGCUGGAGCUGCGCAUGUCCUAGGACUGGACAUACCUAUAUAUUACGGUUCAUGGAAUGAAUGGAGUCGUAGAGCGCCGGAAAAUCUCAAACAACGAGUCAUUGCUUAAUUGUGAUGAAGUAUUUCUUUCAACAAAAAGAUGAUUAGAAAAUUGAAAAGAAAUCGGCUAUAAAUAGAACUGUUUGAAAAGUAUAAUUAUGUAUAUAUAAAAUUAAUCUGGACUACAGAAUCUUUUUUCUGAAAUUAAUGGAUAGCAUACUCGCAAGUAUUUUGAGACACGUUUAUACCUUAAAAAUAAUGGUCUGACUAAUGAUGACAUAAUGAUUUUCUCAAAUAUGUUUGGGUUUUUUGCAAAUGUUCUUUAUAAGCUCUUAAUGAAAUAAAGUAUACAUAUCUCCGUAAUAUUUGGCUAAAAUCUUCUAAAGGCUUAAAAACUGAUGAACGUUUGAGUUCUGAAGUAAUAAAACGCGGUUUUUAAUAUUUGUUGUUUUUUUCCUAUUCUUUUGAUAUUCUUGAUAUGGAAAGGCUUGCACAUUCAGUACAUGUUGGGAAAUUUGCAAAAUUUGAGAAAUUGAUGUAAAUUUCGGUUAUUCUGGACUUAUUUAUACUUUAGGAACAUAUACAAUACAGAAACCUGACGGAUUUUCAUCUGAAUCAGAGCGUGAAAACAUUUGAACUAUGUAUGUUUAGACAUAGUGGAAGAUGGUUAACUACAGUUAUAUAUGCGCAAGGUUAUUUGACAGAUACCAAUAUCACCGGUUUGCCAAUAUCCUUGUGUUAAAUUAAUAUCUCUACCUUUGCUUUCAUAUACAUUUUGUAACAAGCUAUUCACUAGUAAAUGCACUGUAAGCAAUUGUAAAGAUCAAAUGUUGCGUAAAGUGCAAACCUAUAAAUAAACUAUGAUUACACACUUC